This is a messenger RNA of Lytechinus pictus (painted urchin), 6462 nucleotides long. RefSeq lists its product as uncharacterized. The record is from RefSeq and is a predicted model, not a curated record. NCBI's taxonomy places the organism in Eukaryota, Metazoa, Echinodermata, Echinoidea, Temnopleuroida, Toxopneustidae. The coding region runs from base 56 to 973 and encodes 305 amino acids. The transcript has 6 exons.
AAUAAUGCAAUCAAAAUAAUGUAAUUGUGAUGUAUUGCUCUACUUUCAGAUCAAAAUGCAUAUUGGUAGAUUUUUAACUUCCUAUGGACCAGGUAUAUCAAAUGAGGUUGCAUUGAUGUUAUGCUCAGCACCAUUACUAAGGGAUGUUAUACUGAAUGCAAGCUUUCACCCUACCUUCUAUGAAACUCUUGCCAGAGAAGAAAGGAAAGCCACAGUCCAUACUCUUAAGAUUUGGAAUAAUGAGCCUCUAUCAUCAGCCUCUUCACAUCACCUAGUUGAAGCUUUAUGCUCCCUACCUAACCUGACUAACCUGAUGCUGAGAGGAGUUUGUGACCAGGAGGAGUUCUGUUCUUAUAUGAAUGAGAAGGCUUCAACCUUGAAGGUCCAUACUCUUGUGAUUAGGAAUAAUAAGCCUCUAUCAUCAGCCUCUUCACAUCACCUAGUAGAAGCUUUAUGCUCCCUACCUAACCUGACUAACCUGAUGCUGAGUGGAGUUUGUGAAGAGGAGAUCUAUUCUCAUCUGAAUGAGAAGGCUUCAACCUUGAAGGUCCAUACUCUUCAGAUUGUGAAUUACCAGCCUCUAUCAUCAGCCUCUUCACAUCACCUAGUAGAAGCUUUAUGCUCCCUACCUAACCUGACUAACCUGAUACUGAGUGGAGUUUGUGACAAGGAGGAGUUCUAUUCUCAUCUGAAUGAGAAGGCUUCAACCUUGAAGGUUAGAAAGCUUACUCUGAAUGCAUUGUCAAUCUCAUCCAGCAACCUAGCAGAAGCACUGUGUAUUAUGCCCAAUCUUACUGACUUAACAUUGAGUUCUUUGAACAGAAAGAUCUACCUUACGUUGAAAACGAAAGCAUCAUCUAUACAGGGUUCUUUCCCUCAGAUCAGCAAAGGAAAUUUCAUGUUCAAUGGAAUGCCUCAGAAGGAUCUUCAAUCAUUCUUACAAACACUAACUGACAUUGACAUUCUACGGUAGGUGAACUAAUAAACUUAUUAAGGUAAAGGUGACCUCUUCACUCAGACUGAUACAACCUAGAUACAUGUAUGAUCAAUGUAUAAACAGUUCUUAUACUGCUCAUUAAUUUGAUCAUUACAAUGGGCCAACUCAUUUAUAAAUGUAUGACAAAUAAAAUAAUAACCUAAACUGGUCAUGAAAUGGCUUUUGUAGUUAUGCUCCAGGCAUACGAUAAUUGUACCUAAACUGGUCAUGUAAAUGAAAUAACUAUUUACAGUACUAAUUCAUAAUUAUGAGAAACAUAAUGAUUGUACUUAAACUGAUCGCGUCGUGGUCUAGUGGUUCUGACUCUCGCCUUUCAAACAGGGUCGUGGGUUCGAAUCCUAGCCAUGGCGUGUUUUCCUUCAGCAAGAAAUUUAUCCACACUGUGCUGCACUCGACCCAGGUGAGGUAAAUGGGUACUGGCAGGAAGAAAUUCAUCAAAAAGCUGUGUGCAUCACAAUCGGUAGACUAGCUUAGCUGGGGUAAUAUAGGAGUGCCUUGAGCACCUAGCAAGGUGGAUACAUGCGUUAUACAAAUCCUAUGUUAUUUUUAUUUUAUCAUGAAUCUGCUUCAUCCAAUAGUAAUUAAUUAAUAUAAGGUAUACAAUAUGUACUUGAAAAGGUCUUGAACAGCUUUUUUACAAUACUAAAUUCAUUUGAGGAAUGCAAUAGUUGUACCUAAAUUGUUCAUAAAACAGCUUUUUAAGAUACUAGUUUAAAUGUACAAGGAAUACAAUAGUUGUAUUUAAAUUGGUCAUAAAACAGCUUUUUGUGCAAUACUAAUUUAUAUGUAUUAGUCAGGGGCCUUAUAGGCCCAUAAUUUGAAGUUUUGGGGACAAAAGCACCAAACUUUCCCUAUGUCACUAUUACGUCAAUAGCUUCAUUUUUUCCCACAUAACAUGGUGUUGAAAAUUGCAUCUUCAUGCAAAGAUAUGCUAAUUUAUGUAAAUUAGCAGUAAUUUAUGCAUGAAGCCAUAUGCCAAUAGAAAUUAAUUAAUAAAAGUUAAUAAAAAGAUACCAAACUAUAGAAAAGUCUCUAUCAGGUCAAUAGCUUUAAUGUUUCCCACAGAACAAAUUGAAAAUUUUGUCUUCAUGCAAAAGUAUGUUAAUUUAUGUAAAUUAGCAGUUAAUUUAUGCAUGAAUAGUAAAAAUUAGUAAAAAGGAAUAAAAAGAAACCAAACUUAAAGAAAAUCUCUUUCAGAUCGAUAGCUUUAAUUUUCCCUAUCAAACGUGCUAUUGAAAAUCCCGUCUUCAUGCAAAAUAUGCUAAUUUAUGUAAAUUAGCAAUUAUUUAAAAACAUAUGCUAUUUUGCUAAUUAUUUCUGCUAAUGGAAAUAAUUCUGUAUAAAUAAUAAGUGCUGCUUAUUGAAGCAAAUUUGAUGCAAAUUUAUCUUAAGAGAAACAGAACCCUCUUUGAACGGGUGUCCAUUUUAAAUCCUGUCCCCCAUUCUCACUCCCUACACACUGGCGUAAAUAUAAUCCAGUCGGAGCAAGGGGGGGUGAGCAAUAUAUUGACAGGAAAAUUCAAAACUUUGGAGACACCCCAUGUAUACGGAGAUAUAUAGCCAUGUACUAUCUGUCAGUUAAAGUCUGAUUUUCUCAAUAGCUAUAAAGUAUAUAUGGAUCACAGUUAAGCAAAUUUUCAGUCGUUUGGGAAACAAAAUGGUGUCCAAAAAUCUCUUUCAAGUUGUGUAAUAAUCACAUCAUGGGCAAUGUAUUCAGACUGAUUCUGCCCGAUUAUGGCCUGAUUCAGAUGGAUUAGAGGAGUUCCCCCAAAUAGAGAAGAAUGGGUCCGGAAUAUGUCCAGAUUCAGCGCAGAAUCGCCAAGAAUUGACCAAAUCAAUUUUGGUCAUCCCCCAAAAAGCAGAAUGCCAACACGAAUAGUGGCAAGAAUCGACCCAAGCAUGUCCAAAAUCCACCCAAAAUAAUAUGACCCGAUAUCUCUGAUUACAGCCAAACGAUGGCCUGAAUGUGGACCCGAAUCAGAACAAAUGCGCCGAGCUCGGACGGUUCGGGACAGUUGUGCCCAGAAUGAUACAAAUAGGUCCAAAACUACCCAGAAAACUCCAAAUGCCUCCCCUAAUCAAACUGAAUGUCGCCCGAUUACAUCCCAAAUGUGGCCCGAAUGAAAUUUGUUGUGGUCACAUUCGGGAAUAUUCUGGAGGGUAUUCGGCUGGUUUUGAACAUUUCAAAAUGAGCUGAAUUUCUCAGCGAAUGUUCCCGAAUUUUCUCGCAUUUAUGAAGGCAAUACAGAAUAUUCCUGAAACCACCCGAAUACGUGUAUAUGGAUGGAUUCGCAGCUGAUUCGGUUCCGUUCUAACCCUAGCUUUAGGCAAGGGUUACACCAAAACCAAAUUCUCCCAAACAAAUUCGGACCACUUCUGCCCAAAAUGGCCUGGAUUCGGUACUUAUUCGUCUCCGAUACGGGGAGCUCCUGGAAUCAAUUCGGAAGGAUCCGGGACUAUUCUGUUCUCCCUCGCCAUAUACAAGAACACUCGUGGAGAGAUUCUGCUUGUCUUGAAAUGUUCAAAACCAGCCGAAUAUCCUCCAAAAUGUGGCCAUGACAAAUUUUAUUCGAGCCACAUUCGGGAUGUAUUCGGAUAAUGGAAUUCGGUUGAAUUUGGGGAGGCAUUUGGACAAUUAUUUUGGGAAGUCAAUAGCUCCGAUUCGGGACCUGUUCCAGACCGAUUCGACUCUGAUUCGGUCUGAAAUUGAUUGGGAGAAUUCGGUUUUGGUGUUACCCUAGUUUUAGUGAUAGAGAUCAAUUCAUAAGCCAAUUAAGAAAUAUCACUAAAUUAUUCAGGUCACCGUCAACCUAGGGACGACAGAAAAAGAAGGAUCAGGGGGGCGUUUCAUGAAAGGACUUGUCUGACGUUUUAUCCGACAAGUCCCAUUUUAUCCGACAGUUACCAUAGUAACAGUACCUCUCAGCCAAUCAACAUCAGAGAAAGAUGUCAGAUCUGACAACUUGUCGGAUGAAAAUGUUGAUGAAACACUCCCCAGGUCUCUUUGCUCAAAUCUGAAAAAUGUACAUAGUUGUCAGAGGGGCAGACAUGGACAGCUUUUUCUGACAUGAGAACCAUCCAUAUACCCUACUUUUUCUGACAGGGGAACACUCUACUUGGGAAAGAAAUCUGACCUCUUGAAUUGCUUUGAAAAAAAGAUGAAAUACUGGUUUAACUUUUCCAUAUGAUUUGGGUUUUUUAAUUGUGAAAGGGGUAUACACAGGAUUUAUAAUUUGCAUAAAUUUGCAUUUUAAACAUGAUACCCUCCUCUGGUCGCAUGGAAAGUCACCAUAAUGAAUGAAUUGUGUAACAGUGCCUCAUAUAUAGUGUUGUGCUCGUCCCUCUGUUUAAAACCUCGAAAUAUGAUAGUUGAUGUGUUUAACACAUAUUUGCAGAAAUUUUGCAUAAAUUUGCAUUAAUUAACAUUGAAAAUUGAUUCCUUUUCGGGAACUGUACAGAAAUCAAUCUAGAUUUGAUGCCCCAUCAUAAUAAAUCCCAAAUACCCCCCCCCCCCCCAAAAAAAAAAAAAGGCUUCUAGAAAAGUUUAGGUCUGUACUAUACAUAUACAGUAAUUUACGGUGAAUAGUGUGAUUUUGCAUAAUUUGGCAUAAAUUAGCACUAUGAAAUUGAACUCCAGUCAUUGAUCCUAUCAAGAAUUAAUGCUUAUGGUACCAGUGACACACGUGGAAAAGUAAUUGUGAUUUUGACAAUUCUAUAUGUGGAGAUAUGAUAAAAUAUGUGUUUUUACAUAUAAUUUGCAUAAAUUAACCUUAAGAAUUGAUUCAUACUCACCAAUUUUAUAAAAGUUGACCUGCAGUUGAAUAUUUAGCAAAAGAAGACCCAAAUGCACAAAAAUUGUGCAUUUGAAAAUUAUUUUUAGUGAGAUAUGGUGAAUUAUGAGUUUUUUGCAUAAAAUUUGCAUAAAUUAGCAUUUUAAAAUAGGGUGCCCCUCACCGAUUUCGAGGCACACUAUCUAGAAUUAAUGCUUUUGAUACCAGGGACCCACAUGCAAAAAAUGGUGCUUUUGUAAAUUCUGUCCCCAAAAUUUUGCUAAGGCCCCUGACUAUAUAUGGAAUACAGUAAUUGUACCUAAAUUGGUUGUGAAACUGCUUCGUACAAUACUAUACAAAUUAUACAAUGAUGGUCAAAGAUUUGGCUUAAACUAGUCACAUCGAAGGAACAUCAAUCGGACCCUUCCCCUGAGGGCCAUCGGCCUAAAGGCCCCCUCACACUGAAUUGCCUGAAAUAUGCCUUGCGAUGGCUGGGGGAAGGCAUUCUUAAAAUCGUCUUCAAUGGUAACUGAUAGUAUAAUCAUAUUUACCCUUCGUGUUUGGGUUCGUACACCUUCUGAACUAACAGCUGCAAUUAUUCAAAUUCGCGCAGAAAUUUUGAACAUGUUUGAAAUUCCCUGACGAAUUAAGAAAUCGUUGGUCAUCUUUUGAAUUCGCAUCUCUUAUUUAGUCUGUGGUAUUAAAUCGUUUGUUUAUCAUGUGUAUCGUUCGUUUGUUAUUGUCGCGCAUAGUCCCUCAUCGCGCUUUUGCCAAAGUGGACUUCUCGAAAGAAGCCUUAACCAUAGAGCUAUUAGCUCUAUGCCUUAACGAAGCAACACGAUGACACAAAUGUACAAUAUUGCCCGAUCUAUUCCCUCGUCUUCGUUUCUAAUCGCACGCCAUAUCAAAACAUUGCUCCCUGUUCGUUUGUCUUACUGGGUUAUAUAAAUCCUUCACUCGCCUUCGGCUGCAAUUUACUCAAAGAGGUGAACCGAAAAAUCUAUAUCCUUCGCAUGUCAUAUUUAUCCUUAGCUAACCGUUUGUUGAUAAAAUUUGACAAUAGUUACUGAUCGCAUGAUUUGACGGAAAUUUUAUUUUAAUUCGUUGAAUUUGCGUGCAUUUCGUGCAUUUUUCCCAUUAGUCCGCCUACAUUCGGUCAGGUGUGAGGGGGCUUUAAGGGAAAAUUGUACUAUUGAUGUUUCUGAAUGUGAACAGAUUUAGUCUGUUCAGAGAAUGAGUCUUUGUAUACAUGUAUAUGUUGUAUAUCCCUUCCAGCUAUAUCAUUCCUCAUCAUAUGUAAAAAAAAAUUAAGAAAAAAGUUGAUAACUUUCCUAAGGAGAAAAAUGGACUAUGCGUGACAUUGACAAUAUAGGUCUAUAGACUAUGCCAUCGUCACUGGGUGAUGUUAACAACCUGUUUAUGCAAUCAUAAAUAUCAAUUUAAAGUAUUUUGACCAUGGUAUUCCAUAUUUUCUGAACCAAAAUCAAUGUUUAAUCUGUCAAAGUUUUCUAUGCAUUAUCACGCCAAACUCUUCUAACAAUACUUUAUACAACCUGGAAUUCUGUUAUGCUAUAGUUACCUUCAAUUCUUUUAUCUUUAUCAUACAGAAGAAAGUCACUCCUUUAAUUCUAUUUUUUGUAACCACAGUAGGAAUUACAAUUCAUAAUGAUUUAAAGUGAAAUGCUCAUGUAACCG